AUGAGUUCUGGGUUAGUUAGGACCCAAGUGGCUCGUACGGGUCGAGAGAACCAAGUUUAUUCAGCACUUACUGGUGCCAGAAUUGUUGCAGGGUGUGUGUGUUUAUCGAAAGAUAAGCAGCAUGUGCUAAUGAUUUCUUCAGCUGCACGGAAGGAUCGCUGGAUCUUCCCCAAAGGUGGUGUUGAGAAGGAUGAAGAAAGUUUUGAAUGUAGUGCAAGACGUGAGACUUGGGAAGAAGCAGGUUGUGUCGGUGAUAUUGUAAGUGAACUGGGUACUGUUGAAGAUAUGAGACCACCUAAAAAAUGGAAUAAAAAUAUAAAGUCUUUUGCACAAUCUGAAGGUGAUGUUAUUCAGCAUCCACCAAGAUCAGAAUUUCAUUUCUACGAAAUGAUUGUCUCAGAACUUGUCGAAAGCUAUCCUGAGAAGCAUAAGCGUGAUAGGAAAUGGUUUAACUACGUUGAUGCCAAGCAGCAGUUGAUUUCAGCAAAAAGGCCGGAAUUACUAGAGGCAUUGAACAGAUCAAGCAUCGUCAAGGACAUAUAA
This is a messenger RNA of Zygosaccharomyces rouxii, 543 nucleotides long. RefSeq names its product polyphosphatase DDP1 (gene DDP1). Gene Ontology annotation, molecular function: bis(5'-adenosyl)-pentaphosphatase activity; bis(5'-adenosyl)-hexaphosphatase activity; endopolyphosphatase activity. Gene Ontology annotation, biological process: adenosine 5'-(hexahydrogen pentaphosphate) catabolic process; diadenosine hexaphosphate catabolic process; diphosphoinositol polyphosphate metabolic process. Gene Ontology annotation, cellular component: cytoplasm; nucleus. The record is from RefSeq and is a predicted model, not a curated record. NCBI's taxonomy places the organism in Eukaryota, Fungi, Ascomycota, Saccharomycetes, Saccharomycetales, Saccharomycetaceae. The coding region runs from base 1 to 543 and encodes 180 amino acids. The transcript has a single exon.